CCACACAAUUACACACCCUCACACACUCUGAUUCCUUCGCCUCUCGCGCGUCUCCUCCACUCCCCUCCCCAUCCCAGGGCCACCAUGCGCGCCAUCCCCGGCCACGGCCGCCGAUGGGCUUCGGACAACGUUCCCAGCUCCAGGCUCUCAAGCGCCGGCUCCUCCCCUGGGAUCUCCUCCCCCGCCGACGCAGAGGAGUUCGUCGAAGUCAUCCUCGACUUCCACCCAGACGACACCAUCGUACUCCGCAGCGUCGAGCCUGCGUCGGCGCAACCUGAGCUCCCGAUUUCCGGUUCCAGCACGCCGUCGAUGGGACGGAGCCCCUCCAAUCGAAUCCGCCAGUUCUCGCAGGAGCUUAAAGCGGAGGCACGGCGGUUAUCACACGACUUCAUGGCUGAGCUAAAGAAGCUAUCCCGAAGCCAAGGCCACGCCGGGACGUCUUCAUCCCCGGGUGUAGGGUUUGAUUCGGCGCUCGCCGCUCGCGCGAUGAGGCGGCAACGUGCCGAGCUCGACCGGUCCAGAUCUGGAGCCCAGAAAGCACUGCGCGGCCUUCGAUUCAUCAGUACUCGUACCAACAACGUUGAUGCCUGGAAUGAGGUUCUUGCGAGCUUCGCUAAGCUCUCCCGUGAUGGUCUCCUUUCCCGCUCCGAUUUCGCCCUUUGCAUCGGAAUGAAGGAUUCGAAGGAGUUCGCGCUGGAGUUGUUCGACGCGCUGAGCCGGAGGCGGCGUCUGAAGAUGGAGAAGAUCAGCAAGGAUGAGCUCUUCGAGUUCUGGUCGCAGAUCACUGAUCAGAGCUUUGAUUCCAGGCUUCAAAUUUUCUUCGAUAUGGUGGACAAGGACGCGGAUGGGAGGAUCACUGAAGCGGAAGUGAAAGAGAUAUUAAUGUUAAGUGCUUCGGCAAAUAAACUGUCGAGGUUGAAGGAGCAGGCAGAGGAAUACGCAGCUUUAAUAAUGGAGGAACUGGAUCCCGAGAGACUUGGUUACAUCGAGCUUUGGCAGCUAGAGACGUUGCUACUACAGAAGGACACGUACUUGAGCUACAGUCAAGCCUUGAGCUACACCAGUCAAGCACUGAGCCAGAACCUUGCAGCACUGCGCCGAAAGGGAACUAUACGGAAGCUUGGAACGAAGGUGGCGUACUUUUUAGAGGAGCACUGGAAACGUUUAUGGGUUCUGGUUCUAUGGGUGGGUAUCAUGGCGGCUUUGUUUUCUUGGAAGUUCAUUCAGUACCGCAAUCGCUACUCGUUCCAAGUGAUGGGUUACUGCCUCACUACUGCCAAAGGUGCCGCUGAGACGCUGAAGUUAAACAUGGCGCUCAUUCUCCUCCCCGUUUGCCGCAACACCAUCACUUGGCUGCGUGCCACUAGACUUUCCCGUGCUGUUCCCUUUGACGACAACAUCAACUUUCACAAGACCGUAGCUGCAGCAAUUGUUGUUGGAGUGAUCCUUCAUGUUGGCAACCAUUUGACUUGUGAUUUCGUACGCCUGACUAACGCCUCGGAUGCAAAGUAUGGACCACUGAAGGAUAGCUUCGGAGCUGAAAAACCAGACUAUGGGACAUUGCUCCGUGGCACUGAAGGUGUGACUGGGUUGCUCAUGUUGCUCUUCAUGAUUGUGUCAUUCACCCUUGCCACUCGCUGGUUCCGCAGAAGCUUAGUUAAGCUUCCAAAACCCUUUGACAGAGUCACAGGGUUCAAUGCCUUCUGGUAUUCACAUCAUCUGUUUGUUGUCGUCUACGUCUUGCUCAUUGUUCAUGGCCAAUUCGUGUACCUUGAUCACCGUUGGUAUCACAAAACGACAUGGAUGUAUCUCUCUGUUCCAGUGAUCCUAUAUGCAGGGGAGAGGACAUUGAGAGCCUUCAGGUCCGGUUUUUAUUCAGUCCGAAUCCUGAAGGUUGCUAUUUAUCCUGGCAAUGUUCUCACCCUUCAAAUGUCUAAGCCUCCAGGUUUUCGAUACAAGAGUGGGCAGUAUAUGUUUGUCCAAUGCCCUUCAGUUUCACCAUUUGAAUGGCAUCCAUUCUCUAUAACUUCAGCUCCAGGAGAUGAUUUCCUCAGUAUCCAUAUUAGACAAUUGGGGGAUUGGACCAGGGACCUUAAAAGAGUCUUUUCAGAGGCCUGUGAACCUCCAAUGCCUGGGAAGAGUGGCCUCCUCAGAGCAGACGAGAACACCAAAAAAAGCAUGCCUAAACUCUUAAUAGAUGGGCCUUACGGUGCUCCUGCUCAGGACUACACCAAGUAUGAUGUCCUGUUACUUGUUGGCCUUGGAAUUGGAGCAACACCUUUCAUCAGCAUAUUAAAGGAUCUGCUAAACAAUGUUGUCAAAAUGGAAGAGCAAGCAGAGGUAGUCUCAGACUACUUCCAACCUUCUGAUGCAAAAGUUGGGGACCUGGAAGUCCCCUCACCUGCGAGAUCAUCAUCAUCAUCUUCAAGAUCCAAAAAAGCUCUCAAGACUACCAAUGCAUACUUCUACUGGGUCACACGUGAACAGGGGUCUUUUGACUGGUUCAAAAGUGUCAUGAACGAGAUUGCUGACCUUGACCAGAGGGGAGUGAUAGAGAUGCACAACUAUCUCACAAGCGUAUAUGAAGAAGGAGAUGCUCGUUCAGCACUUAUCACCAUGGUCCAAGCUCUAAACCAUGCAAAAAACGGCGUUGACGUUGUCUCUGGAACAAGAGUCCGGACUCAUUUUGCAAGGCCUAAUUGGAAGAAAGUUUUUUCCAGAACAUGCACCAGACACCCUUAUGCAAGAAUUGGAGUGUUCUACUGUGGUGCACCAGUGUUGGCUCAAGAACUAAGUAACCUUUGCUACGAAUUCAAUCAGAAAGGUGGCACUAAAUUUGAAUUCCACAAGGAGCAUUUCUAAAGGCAAGCUUCUGUGUUUUUUUUGCAUCCACUACUAAUGCAUAUACCGGUGUAUAGAAAAGAAAAAAAAAAGAAAA
Molecule: messenger RNA, 2938 nt
Organism: Dioscorea cayenensis subsp. rotundata (Guinea yam)
Lineage: Eukaryota; Viridiplantae; Streptophyta; Magnoliopsida; Dioscoreales; Dioscoreaceae
Product: respiratory burst oxidase homolog protein A-like
Cellular component (GO): plasma membrane
Molecular function (GO): peroxidase activity; calcium ion binding; NAD(P)H oxidase H2O2-forming activity
Source: RefSeq, a predicted model, not a curated record